Erythranthe guttata (spotted monkey flower) is the source of this 1242-nucleotide messenger RNA. The record is from RefSeq and is a predicted model, not a curated record. NCBI's taxonomy places the organism in Eukaryota, Viridiplantae, Streptophyta, Magnoliopsida, Lamiales, Phrymaceae.
GAGAGAGAAAAAAAUGGUGGAGGAAGCGAGCAACAAGCAGGUUAUACUAAAGGACUACGUAAAGGGUUUCCCUAAAGAAUCGGAUUUGAUUCUGAAAACCUCCAUUGUUAAACUGAAGAUCCCAAACCAAUGCUCCAACGACGCCGUUUUGGUCAAGAAUCUCUACUUGUCUUGCGACCCUUACAUGCGCGGCCGCAUGGCGAAAACGGAGGGUAGCUACAUUGACUCUUUUACCCCUGGUUCGGUUAGUAAAUUUUAUUAUUAUAAUCAGACGAUUACCGGAUAUGGAGUGGCGAAAAUCGUGGAUUCGUCUAAUCCCGAUUUGAAGAAAGGCGACUUGAUUUGGGGCUUAACAGGCUGGGAGGAGUACAGCCUUAUUAAACUAACACAGGGUUUAUUCAAAAUUCAGAAUGCAGAUCUGCCUCUCUCCUACUACACCGGAAUUCUCGGUAUGCCUGGGCAUACUGCUUAUAUUGGUUUUUAUGAGAUUUGUUCUCCGAAAAAGGGAGAAUAUGUCUUCGUUUCUGCUGCAUCGGGAGCCGUUGGCCAACUCGUUGGCCAAUUCGCCAAGUUGUUCGGGUGUUAUGUUGUCGGCAGUGCUGGAAGCAAAGAUAAGGUGGAUCUUUUAAAGAAUAAAUUUGGGUUUGAUGAUGCAUUCAACUACAAAGAAGAACCUAAUUUAGAUGCUGCUUUAAAGAGGUAUUUCCCGAACGGCAUCGAUAUUUACUUUGAGAACGUGGGAGGAAAGAUGUUCGACGCAGUGCUACUCAACAUGAGAGUCAACGGCCGCAUUGCCGUUUGUGGGAUGAUAUCGCAGUACAACCUUGAAAAUCCAGAAGAAGGUACUAGAAACUUGUUGUGCCUUAUAACGAAGCGAAUACGCAUGGAGGGAUUCUUGGUUUUCGAUCACUACGGUCUCUAUCCAAAGUUCUUGGAGAUGGUGGUGCCGCUCGUUAAACAAGGGAAAAUAACGUACGUUGAGGAUGUAGCUCAAGGCCUUGAGAACGCACCAAAUGCUCUCGUUGGGCUCUUCUCCGGCCGCAAUGUAGGGAAGCAAGUUGUGGUUGUGGCUAGUGAGUAGCUUGUUUUGUUAUGAAAUUGUCAUCAAGGACUUCCUUAAUUUGGUUUUUAAUUUUGUUUGUGUUGCUAAAUGACAUUGUCAUCUUUGUUUUUCAUUUCAUCUUGUAUUACUUUUUUACUAUUGGAGAUAUGAAUAUUAAAUAAUACAUUUCACCGAUAAUU